AGUUGAGUCCAAAUUGACGGGGGGCCUGGGACUGCAAUUCACAAGAACCAGACUCUGAUGGGAAAGCUAAUGUCCUGUAGGGGGCCGAAUGAAUCUGUCCUUGAGAUUCAUUUUCCAAGUUUCGGUCUGGAAGCUGUUUGGGUGAUCCCUGUCCGUGUCCUCUCACUUUGCGCCUUGGUGGUCGUUCGGAUGACCCGUUUCUCUCGCGUGCACCUAAUUUUUCCCUGUGAUUUUCUCCAAACUGUGAAGACGAAGGGAGGGCGUGACUAUGAACACCAUUUGCGGUCCCUCUUUCAGUUGUCCGGACUUCGUAUGGGUUCCUUCUUCUUUGAAGAACAUUGCCAUCUCCCUGAAAAGCCCUCAUUUUCACGCCCGGCCGAUCUUCCCCGGGUUUCAGAGAGGGAAGAGUAGUGGGAAUUCCGGCCUCUCCUGCGUCCUCCGGCAUCGAGAUUCAGCGUCGGUCAACUACUGCUUUCCUCACACAAGAGUAUCGCGAUAUACCAAUAGGCAAUGUGCAGCAAAGGCAGAACUUUCUGGCACAGGGAUCCCUGCUUCUUCUUCUUCUUCUUCUGUCAAUUUCUCCACAGAUGUCUCCUUUUAUUCGAGAAUCCGGGGAAUAUGUUUCUACAUUGUGACGGGAGUCGUGGCGAUUCCGUUGUUCCUGUUGAUGGUUAUGGUUCAUCCCCUUGUUCUAUUGUUCGACCGCUACAGAAGGAGAUUUCAGCACCUUGUGGCUAAGAUUUGGGCAAGUGCAUCAAUUUACUGCUUUUGCAAGAUUGAGUUUGAGGGACUGGAGAAUUUACCUGCGCCAGAUUUGCCGGCUGUUUACGUCUCGAAUCAUCAGAGUUUCUUGGAUAUCUACACGCUUCUGACUUUGGGGAGGACCUUUAAAUUCAUCAGCAAGAGGGCUAUCUUCCUCAUUCCCGUCAUUGGUUGGGCUAUGUUUAUAAUGGGUCUCAUCCCAUUGCGCCGAAUGGAUAACAAGAGCCAAUUGGAGUGUUUGAAGAGGUGUAUAGAUAUUGUGAAGAAAGGGGCUUCUGUUUUCUUUUUCCCAGAGGGCACGAGAAGUAAGGAUGGAAGGUUGGGCCCGUUUAAGAAAGGAGCAUUCAGUGUUGCUGCUAAGACCGGAGCGCCAAUUGUGCCAAUCAGCUUGAUGGGUACUGGGAAGAUGAUGCCUAGUGGAAAGGAAGCGAUCUUGAAUUCAGGAUCUAUUAGAGUAAUAAUACACGAGAGUUUAAUGGGUAACAAUGCUGAUGAGCUAUGUAGUAGAGCACGAGAUGUCAUUGCUCAAGGACUUGUUCUUCAUGGAUAUGGUGUUCAAUGAUAGGAAGAGUUUGCGGCAGUUUUUUGUUUGACUAUAACAUGGAUAGUUAAUGGUUGCUGAUUAACUUCAACAGGAUGACGCAAGGUGAGAAAAUUCCCCAUCUACUUUGAAGCAUAUGGAGGAUAAUCUUCUCCCACUUUGUCAGAGCAUAGAAGAGUUUGGGGGGAACAUCACCUAAAUGGAAAGAUUGGAUGACUACAGCAAUACCCUGUUGGCCUAGAGAAACUACAGAUCAGAAAUCCUUAUGAAGAGAACACUGGAAAAUUUUCCUCUUGCUUUGUAAACAUCGACGAUUAAAUUUUGGAUUGUGAUCUUCUGUUUGCAUGUCAUGCAAUGUGUUGACCUUCGCACUUGCAGAAUAAGGUCACUGUUUGUACGUGUCACUGCCUAAGUUUUGGUUCUAAGGCCUUGCUGUAUGUUAAGCAGCUUGUACGUGUCACUGUUUACAUUUUGGCCCUAAUCAGCAUGAUCCUGUCAGGAGAUAAUUAGAACACAUAUAGAUUCCAAUUAUUCAAGGGAGCUUC
Messenger RNA from Nymphaea colorata (pocket water lily), 1848 nucleotides. RefSeq names its product 1-acyl-sn-glycerol-3-phosphate acyltransferase BAT2, chloroplastic-like. Lineage: Eukaryota; Viridiplantae; Streptophyta; Magnoliopsida; Nymphaeales; Nymphaeaceae. The transcript is spliced from 6 exons. Gene Ontology annotation, molecular function: 1-acylglycerol-3-phosphate O-acyltransferase activity. Gene Ontology annotation, biological process: phosphatidic acid biosynthetic process. The coding region runs from base 269 to 1324 and encodes 351 amino acids. The record is from RefSeq and is a predicted model, not a curated record. Gene Ontology annotation, cellular component: membrane.